CACGCUUUCAAAUCCCAUGGCCGAAAAUGUGAUUCCCCGUAGCCAUGAGAUUCAGGCGCCAGAGAGAGAAGCCCAAAGUGUGAAGCAAACAAAGACCAUUCUCGAUAACUAUGAUUGAAGCCACGACCAACAAUAUUAUUCCUAUCUAUACAUAUAUAAAAUCAUAUAUCAAUCUCCAUAGGCGCCGAAGCUCAAUAUUCAAGUCUGAAAGCGUGUGAACGGACGACUCACCAGAUUGAUUUGAGUGAUCAGUAGCGAUGGCGUUGAGAGGAGGCGUCGCUUUGGUAUUCGCACUGCUGGUUUUCACAACAUGCUCGGCUCAGCGCAUCCAUAGACGAAGCUUUCCCGAUGGAUUCGUCUUUGGCACUGCCUCUUCCGCUUACCAGUACGAAGGAGCAGUGAAGGAGGGCGGAAGGGGACUCACAGUAUGGGACAAAUUUGCACAUUCAUUUGGAAAGGUGCUUGAUUUCAGUAAUGCAGAUGUUGCAGACGACCAGUAUCACCGGUAUCAGGAAGAUAUACAGCUGAUGAAGGACAUGGGAAUGGACGCCUACAGAUUUUCAAUCGCAUGGUCCAGGAUUUUCCCGAACGGAAGCGGGGAAAUCAACGAGGCAGGAGUUAAUCACUAUAAUAAGCUUAUCAAUGCUUUGUUAGCCAACGGAAUUGAACCAUAUGUAACUCUCUACCACUGGGACCUGCCCCAAGCCUUGGAGGACAGAUACAAAGGAUGGCUUCAUUCCAACAUCAUAAAGGACUUCACAAAAUAUGCAGAGACAUGCUUUGAGAAAUUCGGCGACAGGGUGAAGCACUGGAUUACGUUUAACGAGCCUCACACAUUCACCAUACAAGGCUACGACGUGGGCCUCCAAGCUCCUGGUCGCUGCUCCAUCUUGCUUCACCUCUUUUGUAGGGCUGGCAACUCUGCAACCGAGCCUUACAUUGUUGCGCACAACGUUCUUCUUUCUCAUGCUACUGUUGCAGAUAUUUAUGCAAAAAAAUACAAGCCGAAGCAGCUUGGAUCAGUUGGGAUAUCCUUUGACGUGAUCUGGUUUGAAUCAGCAACGAACUCCACAGACGACAUUGAAGCAACACAAAGAGCACAAGAUUUUCAAUUGGGCUGGUUCCUGGAUCCUCUGAUCUUUGGGGACUACCCGAGCUCGAUGAUUAAAAGGGUGGGAAGCCGUCUGCCCAGAUUUACGAAAGCAGAGUCUGCCCUUCUCAAAGGGUCGUUGGAUUUUGUGGGCAUAAAUCACUACACAACAUUUUAUGCUGAGCAAAAUACAUCUAACAUCAUUGGAGGCCUUCUCAACGACUCCCUUGCGGACUCCGGUUCCAUGACUCUCCCAUUCAAAGAUGGAAAACCCAUAGCAGACCGGGCGAAUUCUAUAUGGCUGUACAUAGUGCCACAAGGGAUGAGAAGUUUGAUGAACUACAUAAAGCACAAGUAUGGAAACCCUCCAGUCAUCAUCACUGAGAAUGGAAUGGAUGAUGCCAAUAACCCUUUCAUUUCCAUCAAAGAUGCCCUCAAGGAUCAGAAAAGAAUCCAAUACCACAAUGAUUAUCUUUCAAACUUGCUUGCUUCCAUCAAAGAGGAUGGAUGCAACGUGAAAGGGUACUUUGUGUGGUCUCUACUAGACAAUUGGGAAUGGGCGGCAGGAUACACUUCCCGCUUCGGCCUCUAUUUUGUGGACUUCAAAGACAAGCUCGAAAGGUACCCCAAGGACUCUGCCAAGUGGUUCAAGGCCUUCCUCACAUAAAAUAUGUCCUACAAUUGUCUCUUAUUUAUCAGUUCAAUAUAUGUAAUAUAUAAACUGCUUGUGUUUUAAUCAAUAAUCAAGGGAAAUUAAUACAUGAUUUAAUUUAUUAUAAUUAAGGU
Diospyros lotus (date-plum) is the source of this 1876-nucleotide messenger RNA. RefSeq names its product beta-glucosidase 40. The coding region runs from base 258 to 1757 and encodes 499 amino acids. The record is from RefSeq and is a predicted model, not a curated record. The transcript has 14 exons. Gene Ontology annotation, biological process: carbohydrate metabolic process. Gene Ontology annotation, molecular function: beta-glucosidase activity. Lineage: Eukaryota; Viridiplantae; Streptophyta; Magnoliopsida; Ericales; Ebenaceae.